AAAAUCCUGAAAGAAAUUAGGAAAAACUGUAAGCAACCGUUCUACGACUACUUCACGGCGGUUUAAACUAAGCAGCAAGCACACAUUCUUCAACUCUCCCUCUCCGCCGGACAUCUCCUAUUUUCCUCCGGCAGAUCGUAAAUUAAUUGCUUAUUUAUCAGCAGAUCGUCCUGAAGUUCCUUAAAUUGAAGUUAUUGGUGUUGAUUUGGGAAAUGUUCGUCAAAAAGCUAGUCGAAAAGGCUUCGUUGAAGAAGCCUGGUGGAAAUCCAGAUAGUUUAAAAUCCGACGAUGUAAAUCCACGCCCCAUUUUCCAUUAUGGCCUCCCAUCAGGAUGCAAUUUAUUUGCUCAUGAUCCUAUUCAGAAGAUUCUUGCUAUAUCCACCAUAGAUGGCCGGAUUAAGUUAUUUGGACAAGAUAACACUCAAGCUGUUCUGGAAUCUCCGGAUGCACUACCAAGCAAAUUUUCGCAGUUCAUCCAUAACCAACAGUUUCUUGUAAACAUCAAUGCAAACAAUCACAUCGAGGUUUGGAACAUAGACUUGAAGUCAUUGGCUCAUGUUCAUGUAUAUAAGGAAGAAAUUACUUCUUUUACAAUCCUUCAACGUACCUUUUACAUGUAUGUUGGAGACUCCAUUGGUAAUGUUUCAGUUCUCAAGUUUGACAAAGAACAAUGUAAUAUAACACAAAUGAAAUACAUAAUUCCUUUCUCAGCAUCUCAUGGUAAUUCAACAGCUGAUCAUACCAAUGCUGCUGUUAUGUAUAUACUCCCUCAACCAUCUGCUGAAAGUAAGAGGGUUCUUAUAAUUUAUAGAGAUGGAUUUGUGAGUUUAUGGUCAAUUCAAGAAAGCAAACCCAUCUUUACAACUGGAGGAACUUUGAUUCAGUCACUUAAUCAUGACACUAAAAAAGUAACAGCUGCAUGUUGGGCUUGUCCUUUUGGAAGCAAAGUAGUUAUUGGAUACAACAAUGGAGAACUUCUAAUCUGGAGUAUUGAUGAUAAGGAGUUAGAUGGGAAAUCAAGUCGAUUAUAUGUUCUGGGCAAUUCCGACUUUUCAUCUUCAAACUUGUUACAAGUUAUUAUAAUAAAUGAUCAGAUUGAAUCUCGCACAACUAAACUAGGAAUUGGAACACCUGAGCCAUGUGUCGACAUGGAGAUUUUAGUCUCUUACAAUGAACAAACCAAACAUAAAGAAGAUUGCUUUCUCGUUAUUGGAAAAUCAGGCCAUGUUUACACAUACGAUGAUUCUUCAAUUGAAAAAUACCUAAUUCAAUCCCAAACUAGGUCUCCACCAUCAUCACUUCCAAAAGAGAUUAAAGUGAAACUACCAUAUGUCGACACAAUCAUCACUGUAGCAAAGUUCAUCACUGACAAUCCAUGCAUGUUAAUGUUAUCUUCCAAUGAGGACUACAUGUUGAUGUCGAAAAAGAUUCCUUCACUUUUCUCAUUUGAGUCUAAGCAAAAAGACGGAUCUUCAUCUUCAUCUUCAUCUUCUACAUCUGGUUUUACGAGUUUUUCAAAUUUCAAAAACAUAUACAUAACAGGACAUAGCAAUGGUGGUAUAAACUUCUGGGAUGCAUCAUCUCCACUUUUGAUUCCAAUUGUAUCAUUUAAUCAACAAAGUGAAGAUGAUCAGACUUUAAGUGGUGUUCCACUGACUGCGUUGUGUUAUGAUAUGGAAACAAGCCUCCUCAUAUCUGGAGAUCAAACUGGAACAGUUAGAAUUUAUAAAUUUAAACCUGAGCCAUAUGCCAUAGAGAGCAGUUUUUUGUCCUUACAAGCAAGUUCAAAGAAAGGAAGCAAUAUUGUUCAAAGUGUUAAACUUGUGAAGGUGAAUGGAGCAGUGGUUUCAAUAACUAUAAGUCAUGACUCUAAACAUAUUGCUGUGGGGUCAGAUCAAGGAUAUGUUUCAGUGAUUGACAUUGGAGGAGCAACUGUGUUAUAUGAAAGGCGUAUAGCGAGUGAGAUCUCGACAGCUGUCAUCUCUCUGCAGUUUGGGAUGUGCAGUUUGCAUGGAUUUGAGAAAAGUGUGUUAAUGGCAGCAACAAAGGAUUCAUCAGCUUGGGCACUUGAAAGUGAAACAGGAAAUAUUCUCAAUAAUGGAUCAGUUCAUCCUAAAAAACCUUCUAAAGCUCUUUUAAUCCAAAUGCUAGAUGAGCAAGGGACAGCUGGCAGAGGAUCUAAUGCAUCUAAGGGUACAAUAGGAAAUUCGUUUGAUGAUGGGAUAGUGAAGGACUCAUUGCUACUAUGUUCUGAGAAAGCUGUUUACGUGUAUUCACUUUCACAUGCUGUUCAGGGAGUGAAGAAGGUUUGUUAUAAAAAGAAGUUUAACUCCUCAAUUUGUUGUUGGGCUUCAACAUGUUGUUCUGAUGCUGGCCUUGUUCUUGUUUUUACCAAUGGGAAAAUUGAAAUUAGAUCCUUGCCUGAAUUAACCCUUUUGAAGGCAACAUCCAUAAGAGGCCUUGCACUUUCAACUUCAAAACCGAAUUCCUUACCUGAAAGUUCAAUUUGUGCUUCACACAAUGGUGAUAUUAUCAUGGUGAAUGGUGAUCAGGAAGUUUUUAUUGUUUCGGUUUUACAACAAAGGGAAAUAUUCAGGCAUUUAGACUCGGCUACCCGAGUUUAUAACAAGGAUCUGAUAGUUCCACAAGGGAUUCCAGUUGAACAUGUCAAAGAAAAGAAAAAGGGAAUCUUUGGUUCUAUGAAGAAAGUAAGCAAACCACAACAUGAGCGGGAAACAGAACCGGAAGCUUCUAGAGAAAGCUUUGAAGAACUGUCAACAUUAUUUUCCAUUGCUAACUUUGCAUUGGAGAGUGAAAGCCAAGAAAACAUCCACACAGAUGAAGAUGAGGUUGACCUGGAUAUAGAUGAUAUUGACAUUGAUGGGCCAGAAGAGAAACCAAAAGGAAACACCAUGAUGGGAGCGCUUAACAAACAAAAGCUCACUAGUAAAUUUAAUGCAUUCAAAGGUAAACUAAAAGAGAUGAAUGUGAAAAAGGAGAAAGUGCAAGUGAAGGAAGAACAACCACGAGAUGAUCAGAAAACCGGUUCUGUAGAUCAAAUCAAGAAAAAAUAUGGAUUCAGCUUGACCAGUGAAACAAGUGCUGCUAAAAUGGCACAAAACAAACUGAGCGACAACAUAAGAAAACUCAAGGGAAUCAAUUUGAAAACAGCAGAAAUGCAAGACAACGCACAGACAUUUUCUUCAAUGGCAAAAGAGAUGCUGCGAACUGCUGAAAAUAAUGAUCGAAGAACCUCAUGAUAUCAUCAUCAUAUACAUGUUUGUGUGUUUUUCUUUUGAAAGGUUUGUGUUUGAUUCUUUAGAAACAGAAGUUGGUUUGGUGAAUGUGUACAGAGUAAGAGAGAGAUGACAUUAUUUUUUGAAAAGUUAAACAAGGUUGUGAGUUAAUUGAGAAUAUAUCUGAUUCUUCAUAUCAUCCCUAUUGCUUGUUGUUAGAGUAAACACCUUCGCUCCUGGAUGAUUCUUCAACCUCGCAACUGCAGGAAUAUCUCGACCAUAUUUUGGAACAGGGAUUGUAGCUAGAAACGGUUUGUUAGACUCAAGAACACGCAACACUGCAGGGAAGAACAACGAACUGAAGAGCUCCAUCUUUCCAACUUCAUCAAUCACAAACAGAUCUGUAUCUUCUUUGACCUGAAACUCAGGCAAAGCUAAUGAUUCGAAUGAUGCUACAUCGACUCUGUAUCUCCCCACAGUAGGCCAUCUAAUGGACUCUACACUGCCAUUGUUAAUAGAAGCAAGUGGAGCAGUGCGACCAUCUAACGUAACCACCUCAAAACCUACCCUCUCGCCUUCUUCUCUGAUCUCACCUGUGAAAAACCCUUGAAUUUUCAAAUUGGGAUUGGAAGUUCUGAGAUUCUCCAAAACCCUAGCGAUCAGAGUGGUUUUACCCACGCCCUGCGGAGUCGAAGGUGUACAAAGGCGAUUCAAGCAAAUUCAGAUUCAAUUUGAUUCAUGAAGAUAUGGAAUCAAAUGAUGAAUGAGACAUGGAAUCUAUACAACUUACUGGGGAGCCGGUGACGAGAAAACAUUUAGCUGGAGCUGCCAUUUACUCAACUGUUUCUCCCGGCAAGGCAACACAGAAAGUGAUAAGUAAUGAACUAAUGAUUUAAAAAGGGACAUAAUAUUUCCAGUUGUUAAGUUGCUUCCACUUAAAUUAAAAUUAAAGUUUUUAUCCUUUACAAAAA
This is a messenger RNA of Lactuca saligna, 4207 nucleotides long. The record is from the annotation of a GenBank genome assembly. NCBI's taxonomy places the organism in Eukaryota, Viridiplantae, Streptophyta, Magnoliopsida, Asterales, Asteraceae.